UCCAACAAGUUAACAAAGGUUCUAAAAAUAGAGCCAACUUUUCCUCGCCUGCGGUCUGGCGCCGCCUCUGCGCCGAGCGUAGUUGCAUUAAGAGGUGGCACAAAAACUGCUAAUCCACACAAGAGGUGUGUGCUUGCACUGACACUUUCCUCGCUGAUGCCGAUUCGCUUGAACCAUUUACAAAUCCCAGUCCUCGACAGGCGUGUGUGUGCGUGCUAUUCUAUCAACAGGCUGAAAAGUUACUAGUUCCAACACGUGUGCAUUCUCCCGGAUCUCAUUAAUGGGAUUAGUUGUUUUGAGGGCAGCUGGACACUGAGCUGGUGUCUGGAGGCCGGAUGGACAACAUGUCUCCUCAGCAUCAACAGGACAGACUGAGCCGGGCCGCAGAAAAAAGCGACAACAGACGGCGGAUGAAGUCCCAAAGUGUUCGACGCCAGUCCGCCCCUGCUUUGGUCAUCAGCAAGGCUCUGGCCAGGUCCAAGACGCUUUCCAGAGAGAGUCUCUCAGUUCCCGUGUUCCAAGAAACAUGCUCUUUGGUCCAGUCCUUCCUGAAAGUGCCCAACAGGUCGUUUCUCCUGCACGGGCACACUCAGCUGAAGACCGGCAUGCAGACUCAGGACAGACACCUCUUCCUCUUCACAGACAUCCUGGUGAUCGCCAAAGCCAAGUCAGCCAACCAGUUCAAACAGAAGGCGCAGGUGUGUGUGAGCGAGAUGUGGACAGCGAGUUGCAUGGAGGAUGUGUGUGAGGGAAGCACCUGCCCCGACAGGAGCUUCGUCUUGGGCUGGCCCACCUGCAACUCUGUCGCCACGUUCAGCUCGGUGGAACAAAAAGACCACUGGCUGGCUCUCCUCAAAAGGCGCAUUAAAGAGGAAAAAGAGAAGGAAGAACCUAAAACCAUCCCUCUCAGGGUGUAUGGGAAGGGACUCAACACUUACGCUGUGACCAAGACUUUGCCAGUCAGUAACUCGGAUUCCACCGCUGAAGUGAUCCGACUGGCCCUGCAGCAGUUUAGCAUCAUUGGCAAUGUGAAGGACUACCAACUGUGGAUCCUCUCCAAGAGGGACAACACGCCUUAUCCUCUCAUUGGUCACGAGUUCCCCUUCAGCAUCCACAUGAGUCACGCCCGACAAGUGUCGUCACAGACUGCCACCUCGCCCGAAGACCGAGAGAGGGUGCUACUGGCGGAACAGCUGCAGGUGCGCAAGCGCUGCCAGUUCAUCCUGAAACCCCGCCCUCCUGAGGAACCGCUUCAAAAGCAGGUGGUGGCAGAUUUCUCCCAGAAGCCACUGAAAAGGAGGCGAUCCUUAAUCACUUGGGCCUUCCUGCGAGGAUCCUCCCCUCAGCUGGAGACGUCCACGGGGAUCACGGCACAGGGCUGCUUGUUCGGUCGGCCCCUCAGCACCGUGUGCGUAGAGGGCGCUUUGCCAAAGCCUGUCAUGGACAUGCUGAUCUUCCUGUAUCACGAGGGCCCGUGGACGCGGGGCAUCUUUCGACGGCCCGCAGGCGCUCGCGCUGUCAGGGAGCUGAGGGACUCAAUGGAUGCCGGACAGUUUCUUCUUCCCCUGACACGGGACCACAUCUUCAUCAUCGCCGGAGUCUUCAAAGAUUUCCUGCGCAACAUCCCUGGCAGCCUGCUGUGCUGUGAUCUGCAUGGAGAGUGGAUGGACGUGUUGGAGGAAGAAGAGGCGCAGCAAGAGCGAGUGCAGGAGAUACAAAGAAUGAUGGGUAGGCUACCCAAAGGCAACGCUCUGCUUCUGCGCCACCUGCUGGCCGUGCUGCAGCGUAUCCAUGGUAAUGCUCAAGAGAACCAGAUGACCAGUUUUAACUUGGCGGUGUGCAUCGCUCCCAGCAUGCUUUGGCCCCCCGGAGCGCUGUGCAGCCCAGAGGCGGAGAAUGAAGGAACCAGGAAGGUGUGUGACUUGGUGAAGUUCAUGAUAGACCAGUGCCAGCAGAUCAUAGGAGAGGAACCAUCCUCACUCUUUGGAGCUUUUCUACAAACACUCACCGCUGAGGAGGAGACAGGACUUGACAAGUGGACAUAUCCCCUGACCGACUCGUCCUACGACAGUCUGGAGAACGAGUUGGACACCAGCAGCGGCGGCUCACCCAGUUUUUGCGGCCGACGUCUGAGAUCCAAACCGGGGAGUCUGGACUCGGUCCUAACAUGCAGCGACUACGACCAGGACACGGACGCCGACACGCAGAAAAGCACCUGGCAGCUGCUGAGGAGAAGCCGAGGGCGGAGGCUGCACCGUCCCGGCCGGGACACGCCCACCGCCGACACCCCGGACUCCCUCUCCCCGCAAAGCGUGCACAGACAGCGGCGACGUUCAGAACCGGCGCUGGCGUACGCGGCCAAGAUCCGGUUGGGCUUAUCCGUGAGCACGGACGACCUCGCAGGAGAGGACAAAGGCGAGCGUCCCUCAAAGCCAGAGGCGGGGCUUCUGCAGCGGUGCAGGAGGUCAAUGGAAGCCAGCUCCUCCAGCCUGUCCUCCAACCCCAACUCUCCUGCACCGCCACAGAGCUUCCUGUUAGGCAGACCACAAGCGACCAGAAUGUGUCCUCCCUCCACCCCCUGCGUCCCCGCGGCGACAUGCGGCAGAGACGGGCAGUGGGGGACCUUGAAAGGUCUUCAUCCAAACUCUUGGCUGAGGAAAGACCGCCGAUUGUCUUUAAAUCAGCAGGAAAGUUUGGAGAAGAACUCUCACACCACUGAUGAUUAUUAGUAUCAUUCACUAUUACUUUCUAAUUAGUACGUUUAAUAUGCACUUAGUUGUCAUCAAUGCUUUUGAGGCCUGAUAUUGAACAUCACAGCAACACGGAUGCCCCCCAGUGGACAUUUUGAUGUACUGCACAUUGUUUACUAUUCAACUCAAUUGUUUUAGAGCAGGGGUCACCAACCUUUUUGAAACCAAGAGCUACUUCUUGGGUACUGAUUAAUGCAAAGGGCUACCAGUUUGAUACACAAAUAAAUUGCCAGAAAUAGCCAAUUUUCUCAAUUUACCUUAAAUAUACUGUAUAUAUAUUUAUAUAAAAAAAAUUGGUAUUUCAGUGUCAAUCUGUCGUACCUUUUUUUUUCUUUUUAUGGAAGGUUUUUUUGUAGAGAAAAAAUUAUGAAAAAGACAAUUUAACGGUUUAAAAGAGGAGAAAACACGAAAGAAAUGAAAAUUACAUUUUGAAACAGUUUAUCAUCAAUUUUGACUUAAAAUUCAACCCAAAAAAAGAAGAGAAAAAGUAGCUAAUUCAAAUAUUUUUGAAAAAAUUUAAAAAAUAAUUUAUGGAACAUCAUUAGUAAAUUUUCCUGAUUAAUAUUCAUUUUAAAAUUUUGAUGACAUGUUUUAAAUAGGUUAAAAUGUAAUCUGCAUUUUGUUAGAGUAUAUAACAAAUUGGACCAAACUAUAUUUUUAACAAAGACAAAUCAUUAUUUCUUCUAGAUUUUCCAGAACAAAAAUUUUAAAAGAAAUACAAAAGACUUUGAAAUAAGAUUUAAAAUUUUAAAGAUUUUCUAGAUUUGCCAGAUUUUUUUGAAUUUUAAUCAUAAGUUUGAAGAAAAAUUUCAAAAAUAUUUUGUUGAAAAAAAAAACAGAAGCUAAAAUGAAGAAUUAACUUAAAAUGUAUAUUAUUCUUUACAAUAAGAAAAAUAUACUUGAACAUUGAUUUAAAUUGUCAGGAAGGAAUUUAAAAAGGUAUAUGUGUUUAAAAAUCCUAAAAACAUUUUUAAGGUUGUAUUUUUUCUCAAAAAUUGUCUGAAAGUUAUAAGAAGCAAAGUAAAAAAAUAAAUGAAUUUAUUUAAACAAGUGAAGACCAAGUCUUUCAAAUAUUUUCUUGGAUUUUCAAAUUCUAUUUGAGUUUUGUCUCUUUUCGAAUUGAAAAUGUUGAGCAAAGUGAGACCAGUUUGCUUGUAAAAAAAUACAAUUUAAAAAAAUUGAGGCAGCUCACUGGUAAGUGCAGCUAUUUAAGCUAUUUUUAGAACAGGCCAACGGGCUACUCAUCUGGUGGUCCUUACGGGUUACCUGGUGCCCGCGGGCACUGCGUUGGUGACCCCUGUUUUAAACACAUCAUUCAAGAGUUACUUCUCCCCUCAGUUAUUUUAAUUUUGUAUAAAAAGCAGCGUCUGCAGUGGACAGGGGCGACUAAGCUCCCUGCCUCUUGACAUCCAAAUCGCUGCUGUUGUGCCCUUGGGCAGGACGCUUCACCCUUGCCCCCAGUGCCGCUCACACUGGUGAAUGAAUAAUGAAUAAUGGGUGGUGGUCAGAGGGGCCAUAGGUGCAAACUGGCAGCCUGGCUUCAGUCAGUCUAGCCCAGGGCAGCUGUGGCUAUGAAAGUAUCUUCCCACCACCAGCUGUGAAUGAAUGAUGGCUUCUCACUUCUCUGUGAAGUGCUUUGAGUGUCGAGAAAAGCGCUAUAUAAAUGUAAUCUAUUAUUUCAUUUGUCUUUAUUUUGUCAUGAAAUUAGGGGAAAGAAAUAGCUUAUCGAUACAACAGCUUGUCAAAGAUCAUCUAUAUCAUGGUACUUGACAAACUAUCUGCUUCUCUUCUGUGGGCUGCAGCAGUUGUAAUACACGUUUCAACCACUAGUGGCAGUAAUGAUAUCAAACUGAAGUAGUCUGCCGCUAAAGUCAUAGAAGUUUUUAAAGCGCAAAAACUAUAAAGUGGUGAAGCUGUAUUUUCAUUUGCACUUUAAUUUAGACAGUUUAUUCAUUGGUAAUUUACUGUAAAUGUUUUUAAUUUUGCACUGUGUAAUGUUGUAAGUAGUUGUUAUGAAUCCUUUCUUUUGCAGUAUAGGGAAUUAGUAUUUAUUUUUGUAAUCAGCCUGACCUAAGCCUUGAUAAUAUUUGUGAUGAACACAAGGUUUCCUAUCACUUGCCAAGGUUGUCAGAGGUCAAGAAUGUUUAGAAGCCCUGAUCUCCAUGAGUGAUUUUAGGUCGAUUCCACGUUUUUUUAAACUGAACUCGUCAGUUGAAUAUUUUUGGUGUAUUCUCUGCAUUACAUUCUUGCUUCUGUAUUUGAAGUUUGUUCUUAAAAUAAAUAAAGCUUGUAU
Messenger RNA from Nerophis ophidion (straightnose pipefish), 5043 nucleotides. Its product is annotated as rho GTPase-activating protein 20-like. The transcript has 15 exons. Gene Ontology annotation, biological process: signal transduction; regulation of Rho protein signal transduction. The record is from RefSeq and is a predicted model, not a curated record. Gene Ontology annotation, molecular function: GTPase activator activity. NCBI's taxonomy places the organism in Eukaryota, Metazoa, Chordata, Actinopteri, Syngnathiformes, Syngnathidae. Bases 336 to 2729 code for a protein of 797 amino acids.